ACUCGAACUGCCCCUUGUACCCUAUUUAUCUAUAUGAACAGCAUAAAUUUAUCAAUCAAUAAGCCUGCUUGUUUUGUUUAAUUUCCUCUUCAUCCUGCUUAAUUCAACUAAGAUAACUCAGGUCUUACAUGAUGGGUGGAGGUUCGACCGAUGAUGAUUGGGAGCUUACUUCUCCGUCGAUUGCAGUUCGAACAUUGGUUUUAUUUGGGCGAACAGGCAAUGGAAAAAGUGCCAUUGGCAACACCAUUCUUGGAAGAAAAGCCUUUAAAUCAAUGGCUAGAUCAUCUGGUGUGACCAGUACUUGUGAGCUGCAACAAACUGUACUGAAAGAUCAAAUUAUUAAUGUCAUUGACACUCCUGGGUUGUUCGAUUUAUCAGUUGGAUCUGAAUUUGUUGGCGAAGAAAUUGUGAAAUGUAUUGAUUUGGCAAAGGACGGGAUCCAUGCAGUCCUUGUAGUCUUCUCAGUCCGGACUCGUUUUUCUCAAGAAGAAGAAGCUGGACUUCAUAGCUUGGAGACAUUGUUUGGAAGCAAAAUAUUUGAUUAUAUGAUUGUUGUCUUCACGGGAGGUGAUGAACUCGAAGAUAAUGAUGAGACUCUAGAAGAUUAUUUGGGUCGAGAAUGUCCAGAGCCUUUAAAGGAAAUUCUUGCUUUGUGUAAUAAUCGGCGAGUGCUUUUUGAUAACAAGACAAAAGAUGAGCUAAAGAAAGUUGAACAACUUCAGCAACUUCUGUCCCUUGUUAACAUGGUCACAUCACAGACUGGUGGACAACCCUAUACUGAUGACUUGUUUGCUGAAUUGAAGAAAGGGGCUAGGAAACUUCAUGAUCAACGAGAAGUGGUUACGUCCUUAAAAGGAUAUUCAGAGCGCGAAAUAUUGGAGCUGAAGGAGCAGAUCAAUGCAUCAUACGAAGAUCAGCUCAAGCGGAUCACUGAGAUGGUCGAGGCAAAGCUCAAAGAGACAAACACUAGACUUGAACAGCAAUUGGCAGCGGAGCAAGCUGCACGGCUGGAGGCACAAGAGAUUUUCCAACUAGCUCAAAAGAAAUCAAAUGAUGAAAUCCGCAUACUCAUUCAGAACUUAGAGAAAGCGGAGAAGGAGACUGAGGAACUCCGUAAGCAAGCAGAAAGUCGCCGUUUCACCCACAUGCUCAGGGAGAAGUUAGAGAAAGCACGGAAGGGGAUUGAGGAGCUCCGUAGGCAAGCAGAAAGCAUACUGAGGGGGAAGUUAGAGAAAGUGCAGGAGGGGACUGAGGAGCUCCGUAGGCAAGCGGAAAGUCGCUGUGUCAUUCUCUGACAUUAUAAUAUGCAUGCUACCACCCAGAUUGUUGUAUAGAUGCAAUGCAAAGUGAAUUGUCUUUUGCUCAUGGAGUGGUUGCAUUGUAUAAAACCUUGAUCCACUGCUACGUAAAUGUAUGAAAUGUAUAAAUUGCGGGUUUACUGAUGUAUAAAUUGUGUGUUUGAGAGUGUCUACUCGUAGUUUACAGGAUUGA
Tripterygium wilfordii is the source of this 1491-nucleotide messenger RNA. RefSeq names its product immune-associated nucleotide-binding protein 9-like. NCBI's taxonomy places the organism in Eukaryota, Viridiplantae, Streptophyta, Magnoliopsida, Celastrales, Celastraceae. Gene Ontology annotation, molecular function: GTP binding. The transcript has 6 exons. Bases 129 to 1295 code for a protein of 388 amino acids. The record is from RefSeq and is a predicted model, not a curated record.